AUGGGGUUUCCAGAUAAGCCAUCUGCUCAUCUUUUGGGCGCCAAUGGCCCGGUCCAUGCCCUUGCAUACUCCGCCUCCCCAGGCACCUACAUCCUCACCGGUUCUGCGGACCGAUCCAUCCGCCUCUACAACCCGUUUCCCAGCACAUCUGGUCCCGGUGAUCGUCACAGCGUUGUUCCUCAGGGUCGACUGAUUCAGACUUAUGCCGCUCACGGCUAUGAAGUCUUGAGCCUCUCUGUCGCUGCCGACAAUGAACGGUUUGUGUCGGCUGGUGGUGAUCGCAGCGUGUUUCUUUGGGACGUGAGUACUGCUGUUACCACCAAGCGAUUUGGUGGUAACGUUCAUGGCCAUACGGCUCGUAUUAAUUGUGUGAGCUUUGCCGGAGAAGGUGAUUCUAUUAUCGUCAGCGCAGGCUUUGACACUACGGUGAGAUUGUGGGAUACCAAGAGCAACAGCUUCAAGCCUAUACAGGUUCUCGACGAUGCCAACGAUGCCGUAACAUGCCUCGUCAUCCGUGGCCCUGAAGUCCUCGCAGGGAGUGUCGAUGGCCGUGUACGCAGCUACGAUAUUCGCAUGGGAAAAGUCACAACCGAUGUGAUAGGCGCACCCGUCACGAGUCUCAGUCUCACCCGCGACGGACGCACCAUGUUGGUCGGAAGUCUCGACAACAAACUCCGUCUAAUGGACCGCGACAACGGCUCCUGUCUACACGCAUACACCGACCCAGGAUGGAAGAACGAAGAUGUCAAGCUGCAGGCGCUGCUGGGCGGCAAAGAGAAGUACGUAGUGGUUGGCGAUGCCAUGGCCGGUGAGCCUGCACCUAACGGUCAUGGAAGGAUAUGGGCUUGGGAUUUGUUGACGGGAAAGUUGGCGGCUAAGGUAACGGUUCCUUGGGGGCCAGAAGGGUUUGAACCAAAGAAGAAGGCCGUUGGCCGGGAUGGAAAGGAGAAGGCGAGGAGUAAUGUUGUGAGUUGUAUGGCGUGGAGGGAGGAUGGUUGGGGAGAUCAGUUCUGCGUUGGUGGAACAUCAGGCGUGGUGACUGUCUAUGGAGCCUUGUAG
Molecule: messenger RNA, 1059 nt
Organism: Fusarium fujikuroi IMI 58289
Lineage: Eukaryota; Fungi; Ascomycota; Sordariomycetes; Hypocreales; Nectriaceae
Product: beta-transducin-like protein
Exons: 2
Coding region: 1-1059 (352 amino acids)
Biological process (GO): mRNA splicing, via spliceosome
Cellular component (GO): catalytic step 2 spliceosome
Molecular function (GO): protein binding
Source: RefSeq, a predicted model, not a curated record